Messenger RNA from Penicillium egyptiacum, 2088 nucleotides. The record is from the annotation of a GenBank genome assembly. Lineage: Eukaryota; Fungi; Ascomycota; Eurotiomycetes; Eurotiales; Aspergillaceae.
AUGCGCCGUCCAGACAUUGGUCCUUCUCUUCUUUCUCCUGGAAAUUACGACAACGAUGCAUCUUCCUUGCGGUCGCCCUCCGAGCAGGACUCCGAUUCCGACGAUGACGCCCUCCUCGGUCAAAACCGCAGCACCUUGGAAAUCGCAGAGCACGACCGGGCAGUCCUAGAAGAUGAAGAGGAGCUGGAGAACCUUCUCAUCCGGGGUGGAACUGGACAGGGUUUACGGAGGAUUUUCAGCCCAAAUGGUAGCCGUGUGAAGAUUGGGAAGACGAAAAAGGAGCGGCGACAGCGGAGGGGUUCACGUCGUGAGAGGGUCAGUGAAGAUGGAGAGCUGAUGUAUGAGAUGGAAGAGGGAAUUGGUGACGAUAAUGCCUCCCUCUUGAGCGGAUCCUCGUUGGAUUUGGACAGGAAAGGCGAAUACACAUAUGAGCCGCCUCCACGGCCUUCAUGGCGAAAAAUGCUGUUUAUAAUUGCCCUGGUCACCAUUCUCUUCGUCAUCCUCCUCCUCGGGGCAUAUAAAGCCUCGAGCGGUUUCCGGGCUUCACGAGCACACCGUCCACCCUUGCUAUCCAACGGCACAGCUGUCUUUGCGCCAACCACUAUCGUCAUCUCGCUCGAUGGUUUCCGAGCCGACUUUCUUGGCCGUGGCCUGACUCCUGCUCUGAACUCCCUCGUCACCAAUGGCGUUUCCCCGCAAUACAUGAACCCCAGCUUCCCGAGCGUCACCUUUCCAAACCACUUUACACUUAUGACUGGACUCUACCCCGAGAGUCAUGGGAUUGUAGGCAACACAUUUUGGGACCCGAAGCUAAACGAGGACUUCUACUAUACUCGUCCCGCUGUCAGCAUGCAACCCAAGUGGUGGAUGGCAGAACCACUGUGGGUGACGGCAGAAAAGCAACGUGUGAAGGCCGCCAUUCAUAUGUGGCCGGGGUCUGAGGCGCACAUUGGUGACAGGGAACCCAGCUUUUUGGACAAAUACAACGGUACGGAAGUGUUGUCUCGCAAGGUGGAUCGGAUCCUUGAAUUUUUAGAUCUUCCAGGUCUUGAGGAUGAAUCGCAGGUGACACCUGAGCGGCCGCAGCUUAUCGUAGCUUACGUUCCCGACGUCGAUCGGGACGGACAUAAAUUUGGCCCUAAUAGCACUGAGAUCCGAAAGACGAUUUUGGAAGCGGAUACCAUGGUUGCUAACAUUAUGACUGGGCUUGAGCAACGCAAUCUCACCGAUGUGGUAAACAUCGUCGUUGUCUCAGACCACGGCAUGGCCACUACCUCUACAGAAAGGCUGAUUCAGUUGGACGAUUUGGUUGAUUAUGAUCUGAUUGAACAUAUCGACGGGUGGCCAUCUGCUGGUCUGCGCCCCAAGCGUCCGGAGGAUCUGGAGGCCCUCCGGAAACAAUUGGAGAAGGUAGCUCCGGAUUACGAGCAUGCUUUCGAAUUCUACACACAGGAGACAAUGCCUGCACGGUAUCACUUCUCGAACAACGAACGCAUUGCGCCGUUAUGGGUCAUCCCUAAGACGGGGUGGGCGAUCGUUGAUCGGUCAGAGUUCGACGUUAAAGAGGCUUUGAAGACCGGGAAAGAAUACCAUCCUCGCGGUAUUCACGGAUACGACCAUGAGCAUCCAUUGAUGCGUGCAAUCUUUAUUGCGCGCGGCCCAGCCUUCCCACACAAGCCAAAUAGCCGGGUGGAAGUUUUCCAAAAUAUCGAGGUGUACAACAUUGUCUGCGACUCUUUGGGUGUCGAACCCCUUCCAGGCAAUGGCACACUACGACUCCCGCUGAAGCCAGUUGGCCUCCACUCGGAUGAGAACGCACCAGUAUUGGACACGCCUCCUGAUCCUCCGGCUCAAACUUCAGCCACAGCAGGGCCCGCGCAACCAGUGCCCCCACAACCAAAACCAGCACAGCCAGCACCAAAACCCACUUCAACAGCUGAUACACCACCCGCCACAGACCAUCAAAGUGAUGACGAAAAGGGCUCGACCUGGUGGGGCACUCUUUGGCACAAAUUUGAGGACCUGAAGAACUGGGCUGGCGGCGUUGCCGAUGCUGUUCAGGGCAAGCACCCGGAGUCGGAGAGUUGA